Messenger RNA from Populus nigra (black poplar), 800 nucleotides. RefSeq lists its product as uncharacterized. Lineage: Eukaryota; Viridiplantae; Streptophyta; Magnoliopsida; Malpighiales; Salicaceae. The transcript has 4 exons. The coding region runs from base 95 to 655 and encodes 186 amino acids. The record is from RefSeq and is a predicted model, not a curated record.
GAGAGAGAGAGAGAGAUGCAUUCUCCUAUAUAACUUCAUUUCUCUCCAAAAACAAACGAAAAACAUUCUCCUGCCUGCCACUGCCAGGAUCAUCAUGCCAAGAAAAAUGGCAAAGUUGUGCAGGGGGAAGGCAGUGAUAGUGAGUGUGUAUGAAGAGAGUCCAGGGAAAAGAAGGGUCUCAUCAUCAUCAAAUAGCCAUCACCACCAUCACCACCACUAUGUCCAUCAUGUCAUCAAACAAGAGGUAACCCUACACAAGAAUGGAGAUUCUCGUAAAGGAUACAGUAGAAGAGCUGAGCUUCUUCACUACUCUCAGCACCUUCGAGAGUCUGCUCUAUCAGCAACAUCCUCCCCUUCAGUUCCAAAGCCAAUUUCUUCCAACAACCACCACCACCAACCCACAACAAACAUUGUUGCUGCUCCAAGCAAGCCAAGAUUCUCCAGGAGCACUAGUCCUACUUGUCUAGGCAAUUGGAAGAUCUUGAUUCCGAAUAUUUGCAGAUCUUUGACAAGUAUCCAAGCUAAGCAAAAGAAGAAAAAGAAACAUAGUGGAUCCACAAGCAAUGCCAUGAUAACUGUAAUGAAAAGCCUAGAGGUACAAAAGAAGAAGGGAUUUAUUCUGAAACUGCUCUCAAAACUGCAAAGGCAUAGAUGAAUUGUUUCGCAUGGUUUCUGUGAAACCCAUAUCCAUUAAAGGGCAAUAAAUUAUGUAACUUCAGGAAAUGAAGACAAAAAAACAACAUAUAUGCUUUCAUGUGCUAUAUUACAUAUGGUAUGCAACUAAGUGCAAAUUCUUUUUA